This is a messenger RNA of Leptosia nina, 1230 nucleotides long. The record is from the annotation of a GenBank genome assembly. NCBI's taxonomy places the organism in Eukaryota, Metazoa, Arthropoda, Insecta, Lepidoptera, Pieridae.
AUGUCCAGUUAUAAACACUUAUGUCGUGCCUGUUUAUCCGUUAUCGCUCUGCCCAACGAAUUCGAGUUAUUUAAGAAUGUUUCUCCCCACACGUUUUGGUUGUGUACAUCAAUUCAGGUUCUAGAAAACGAAGCAUUGCCGAAAGCGUUGUGUAGAAUAUGUUAUGACUUAUUAAUGAAAUUUGCAAAAUUCAAACAAAAAUGUUUAGAGUCUCAAGAGGCCCUUUUGCAUUCACAUGACAUUAAGAUAGAAGAGGACUUGCAUGGAGAACUGAACAACAGUUUGGAUAUUCAUGAAUCUUUACAAAAUACUCAAUUUAAAGAAGAUAUUGAGGCAGGCAUAUAUAAAUAUGAGGGCCUAGAUGUGUAUUUAAAUGAUAGCCACAGUUGUGAUACAAAAGAUGAAAAUAAUCAAUAUUUACAUUGUAGCGUAUGUGACAAGAAUUUUACAUCAAGAAAACGUUUCAAAAACCACAGCCAAAGACAUCAAGAUAGUUUAAAAAUCUCAUGUAUACCAUGUAAUAAACUAUUCAAGACUAAUUAUGGAUUUAAGAGACACCAGGAGACUAUUCACAUACCAAAAAGCUUUGUUGACACACAAUGUAGCUUAUGCGGCAAAGUGUACAAGACAAAGGAAUCAAUGAGGCAACAUAUUAGGCUAUAUCAUGGUCAAAGAAAGUUAUACAUUUGUGAUAUAUGUGGGAAAACAUUUCAUACUAAGGCUUCUCUACAGAUUCACAUUUCGCGCCACAAUGUAAGCAAAGAAAGAAGUUAUGGCUGUCAAAAGUGUGGGAAGUUUUUCGUAUCUAAAGACACAUUAUCAGCCCAUUAUAACAGGACCCAUACAGGCAAACAAUUUAUUUGCCACCAUUGUAACUUUUCAUUUAGAUACAAGAACGGCUUAAUCAAACACCUUCCGAUUCACGAGGGGACAAAGCCUUUUAAGUGCGAAUUUUGCAAUAAAAUGUUUUCCACUCGAGGCUAUUGCGUGGAGCAUAAAAGACUGCAUUCAGGGGAACGACCAUUUAGUUGUUCUUAUUGUCCAAAAACAUUUGUAUCAAAACGACGUUUGAAUGAUCAUCAUAAAAUUCACACUGGUGAAAGGAAACACAAGUGUACAGUGUGUGACAAGAGUUUUACACAGAGGGGUACUUUAAAAAGACAUAUGAAAAUUCAUAUUAAAACGCCACUUGAUAACCUAACCAGUUUGCACUUGAUCAAUGUAAACUAG